CUAGGCGCCGCUGCUCACCAAUCAGGGAAGGGGAAGCGGCGAGCUAUCGAGUCCCUCCCUCCCCCGCCUCUACCACACAAAGCGGAAUGAGAUGGAUACUCACAGAUCCUGAUGAGGGAAACUUAAGCGUACGUUCCUUCGCUUUCUAACGUAUUUUGGAUGCGGACAGCCUGGGACUUCAUCGAUACAUAAGCCGAUUCGGAACAGACCGGCUCAAGAAACCGCGGAAUACCGGCUUAGACCUUGCUAUGGCGAAUCGGCCACAGCGCCUGGACCGCAGCGGGAUGGUGCUGCUGUGCAUUUUCCUGGGGACGCUGCGGAGGUUCGGGGCCGGGCAGAUCCGCUACUCGGUGUCCGAAGAGACCGACAAAGGCUCCUUUGUGGGCAACAUCUCCAAGGACCUGGGGCUGGAGCCCCGGGAGCUGGCGGAGCGCGGAGUGCGCAUCCUCUCCAGAGGCAAGACGCGGCUUUUCGCUCUGAAUCCGCGAGGCGGCAGCUUGGUCACAGCGGGUAGGAUAGACCGGGAGGAGCUCUGUGAGACGGCGUCCUCCUGUUUUUUUAAUAUGGAGAUUCUUGUGGAAGACACCUUAAAGAUUUACGGAGUGGAGGUGGAAAUAAUGGAUGUGAACGAUAACGCUCCCAGCUUCCAGGAAGAGGAAGUGGAGAUAAAAGUCAGUGAGCACGCAACUCCUGGGUCGCGAUUUGCCCUUCCUAGUGCUAGGGAUCCAGAUGUGGGCGUGAACUCCCUCCAGAGCUACCAGCUCAGCCCUAAUGGUCUCUUUUCCUUGCAAGUACGAGGCGGAACUGAUGGGGCCAAGAAUCCCGAGCUAAUGCUGGAGGGAAGCCUGGAUCGAGAGAAAGAGGUUGCUCACCUCCUUCUCCUCACAGCUUUAGAUGGAGGAGAUCCCAUCCGCAAGGGCACUGUUCCCAUUCGUGUGGUGGUCCUCGACGUAAAUGACCACAGCCCAAAGUUUACACAGCCUGUAUAUCGAGUGAGUGUUCCAGAAAACCUCAGCUCCGGAACUCGGGUGCUAGUGGUAAAUGCAACAGAUCUAGAUGAGGGAGUUAACGGCGAAGUGAUGUAUGCAUUCCGGAAUAUGGAAAGCAAAGCUUCUGAAAUAUUCCACUUGGAUUCUCAAACUGGAGAAGUUCUAGUAAGGGGGCCUCUGGAUUUUGAAAAAUACAGAUUCUAUGAGAUGGACAUUCAAGGCCAAGAUGGCGGAGGUCUCUUCACCACUGCUAAGAUACUGAUCACGGUUGUGGAUGUGAAUGAUAAUGCUCCGGAAAUAACUAUCACCUCUUCUACCAAUUCAAUUCUGGAAAAUUCUCCUCCAGGAACAGUUAUUGCUCUCCUAAAUGUGCAAGAUCAAGAUUCUGGAGAAAAUGGUCAGGUCUCCUGUUUCAUUCCUAGCCACCUGCCUUUUAAAUUAGAAAAGACUUAUGGAAAUUAUUACAAAUUGAUAACAAGCAGAGUGCUGGACAGGGAGCAGAUCCAGAGCUACAAUAUAACGUUGGCAGCCACAGACCAGGGGAGUCCACCCUUGUCUACAGAAACUCAUAUCUCGCUGAAUGUGGCAGAUGACAAUGACAACCCUCCUGCUUUUCCUCCCUCCUCAUACUCCGCCUACAUUCCUGAAAACAACCCCAGAGGUGCCUCCAUUUUCGCAGUGACUGCCCUCGACCCAGACAGCAAAGAGAACGCCCAGGUUACUUACUCUCUGACUGAGGACACCAUCCAGGGAGUGCCUCUAUCCUCCUAUGUCUCUAUUAACUCCGAAACUGGCGUCCUGUAUGCACUGCAAUCCUUCGACUACGAGCAGUUCCGAGACCUGCAGUUGCAAGUGAUGGCGCGUGACAGCGGCGACCCGCCCCUCAGCAGCAACGUGUCCCUGAGCCUGUUCGUGCUGGACCAGAACGACAAUGCACCCGAGAUCCUGUACCCCGCCCUCCCCACCGACGGUUCCACGGGUGUGGAGCUGGCGCCCCGCUCCGCAGAGCCCGGCUACCUGGUGACCAAGGUGGUGGCGGUGGACAGAGACUCGGGCCAGAACGCCUGGCUGUCCUACCGCCUGCUCAAGGCCAGCGAGCCCGGGCUCUUCGCGGUGGGGCUGCACACGGGCGAGGUGCGCACGGCGCGGGCCCUGCUGGACAGAGACGCGCUCAAGCAGAGCCUCGUGGUGGCCGUCCAGGACCACGGCCAGCCCCCUCUCUCGGCCACCGUCACGCUCACCGUGGCCGUGGCCGACAGGAUCCCUGAAGUCCUGGCCGAUCUGGACAGUCUAGAGUCUCCCGCCGACUCCGAAACGUCAGACAUCACGCUGUACCUGGUGGUGGCGGUGGCCGCGGUCUCCUGCGUCUUCCUGGCCUUCGUCAUCGUGCUGCUGGCGCUCCGGCUGCGGCGCUGGCACAAGUCGCGCCAGCUCCAGGCUUCCGGCGGCGGGCUGGUGGGCGUGCCCGCCUCGCACUUUGUGGGCGUGGACGGGGUGCGGGCCUUCCUGCAGACCUAUUCCCACGAGGUGUCGGUCACCGCGGACUCGCGCAAGAGCCACCUGCUCUUCCCCCAGCCCAACUACGCGGACAUGCUCAUCAGCCAGGAGAGCUGUGGGAAAAGCGAGCCUCUCUUGAUAGCUGAAGACUCUGCUACUGUUUUAGACAAAUAUGACCCGACAAGUAAUCAGGUGAGAUUUAUUUCGCUGCCUUACAAUUGCUCGUGUCUUGGCACAAGUCUUUCGAGGGGCGCUUCAAAAAAUUCCUGUUAUGAAAACUUUCGUGGGGGUGGGAUUAUCUAGUCACACAUAUUUAGAGCAAGAGGUGAGAGUUGGUGUCGUUUACCUUUCAUAAGAUUACCGUCAUCUUUCAGAAUGUUUUUUGAAAGUCAUUUUUUAGUCCUGUCGUGUUUUCUUUUGAUUUCCAGGGACCAGUUCCACUAUCUUGGCUUGCUGUGCAUUAAGUUCAAUUUUAGUAUUAUUUUUCUAUUAUCAGUGUAUGAGGCCAUCAGUAUAUAAUAUAUAUUUUGAUAAGGUUAGUGAUUCACAAACACUUAUUUCCCUAUUUCAAUUUUGCCAUGUCUCCACUGAUUUAUGGUUAUAUUCC
This is a messenger RNA of Carlito syrichta (Philippine tarsier), 3093 nucleotides long. Its product is annotated as protocadherin gamma-A11-like. Gene Ontology annotation, cellular component: plasma membrane. Lineage: Eukaryota; Metazoa; Chordata; Mammalia; Primates; Tarsiidae. The record is from RefSeq and is a predicted model, not a curated record. The transcript has a single exon. Gene Ontology annotation, biological process: homophilic cell-cell adhesion. Bases 249 to 2789 code for a protein of 846 amino acids. Gene Ontology annotation, molecular function: calcium ion binding.